AUGUUGAAAGAACCCAAGGGCGUCGAUGUCGUCGAGCUUCCGCCACACCAGCACGUCCAGGACGGGAAGCGUUACCGGGAACCUCUCAUCUACGCAGCUCACGCGGCAAGAUGGUUGUCUAACAUCUACUUUUUGACCCGCCUGGGACUACUCGGCGCAGUCCAGCAGUCAUGGCACCUCUGGUUGAUGAUAAUCGUUGAGUGGAUUUUAGCCCACGGCUUCCGUCAGAACUAUCUCUCCACCAUCGCCGCCGGUAAUAAAGCGAAGUCACCGAGAGCGCGACUUCGACUACGGGGCAAUUCACAGGACUUGCCCCGGGUCGAUAUCUUCGUCGCCACUUGCGGCGAGCCAUUGGAUGUUGUCCUCGACACCAUCCGCGCAGCCUGUACGCUGGAUUACCCAGCCUCACGAUUCCGCGUUCUGGUCCUCGACGACGGCGGAUCAGUCAUGCUCAAAGGGGCAGUCGAAGAGCUGACCUUGACCAGCUAUCCGAAUCUUUCUUACAAUACCCGGACCUCAGCAUCCAGCGCCAACGAGAAGGGCCAGGUUUUCGCCAAAUCCGCGAACCUGAACUACGCCCUCUUCACCCUACAGGAAGACCCAGCGUUCCAGCCGCAAGCGGGAUACUGCGCCGUCCUGGACGCAGACUGCAUGCCCUCCCCGGACUUUCUCCGAGGGACAAUCCCGCAUCUCCUCCUCAACCCGCAGGCCGCGCUCGUCACGACCCGGCAGUACUACUACAACUUGCCUCGUGACGACCCACUCUCGCAAUCCCGCCUGCAUUUCUACGCAUGCCAGAAUGCAGAACUCGAUUCCCGAAAUCGCGCCAUUGACGCCGGGUCCGGCGCGCUCUUCCGACGGCAGGCGAUCGUUGAUGUAGGCGGAUACCCGACGUACUCGUUUUCCGAGGAUUGGCAGCUCUCGCUUAUUCUUCGUGCUAAAGGGCAUCAGGUCCUGCAGGUUGAAGAACCGUUGCAGUGGGGUACAGUCCCGGGUUCACUAAAAGGGCACAUUGCGCAGCGGAAUCGCUGGAAUAUUGGGCAUGCGCAGCAAAUCAAGCUGCUUCUACCAUGGGUACGGGGAGAGUUGGAAAUGGAGGGCAGGCUGGGGUGGGACAUUGGUAUGAACGGAGUCGGGAUUGUGGGUGGCUUGGUUGGGUGUCUUUUUGUGCAAUGGGCUGCUCCUGUGCUGCUGCUCGCUCUGGGACUGGGACUGGGUCAGGGACGGUCUGUUGUUCCUGUUUCUGCGGAUGCACGCUGGGUGAACACACUCCAGCUCAGCCUGGCAAUAGCGCACAUCGCCUCGAUCUGGCUUUAUGGCUGGUUGCAGAUGGCCGCCACUGGAUUUCGGGUCUCGCUUUUCCCUCAUCUGGAGAAUAUUUGGCUUGCUGGACAGCAUCUACUCGCAAUCAUCAAAUUCUACUGCGUCACCAGCAAACCUAAAGAGGGCUCUUUCGUCACCGGAAGCACAGCGAACUCAUGGAAUCAGAAUCAGAAUCAGAAGGAAGACGCUGUUGGCGAACCCAUUCCUGCGCCUGACUCCUCGGUCUCAUCCUGCCAAACGUUCCUACGGCGCGAUCUGCUGGCCCAUGGCGCCGUCCUCACUACAAUCCUCUGGCUCCUCAUCACGGCAAGCGCAAUUGUCCUCUGUAUAUCCAGGUCUUGGCGCGGUAGUUAUCGUUAUGAUGAGCGAGCUGAUAUCCUCAGUCUCAAAGGCAUAUUCUACCCGUCCUUCGUGCAUGUCCUGUACCUCGUCAUCACGAAUGCCUGGGUAGCGGUGUCUUGUCUUGUCAACCCGCCGGUGUAUCCUGACCGGGAUGAGAGAUUGGAAGAGACGAAGGAGGGUACCAGAUUUCCUAGGCUCCAUGUGCGCAAGGAGGUUGUGGGUUCUACAUUUGGGCGCCCGGUGUAUUCUGCGAUUGCUGGGGCUGCGAUGUUUCUGCUAUGCGGGGCCCUGGUGGCGGUCGUAUUGUUGUAA
Molecule: messenger RNA, 1977 nt
Organism: Aspergillus mulundensis
Lineage: Eukaryota; Fungi; Ascomycota; Eurotiomycetes; Eurotiales; Aspergillaceae
Product: glycosyltransferase family 2 protein
Exons: 3
Coding region: 1-1977 (658 amino acids)
Source: RefSeq, a predicted model, not a curated record